AUGAAUCUGGAGAUUUAUGUGGCGCUCUCCGAAUUAGCCAAGUUGCCUCGUGGGGUACCGCACGCUGGGAAGACGCUCAUGUGCCGGGCGGAGAAGGUCUGUGCGUCGCGGCCCCGUGAGUUCCACUCAGGGCGGCUCUUCAACCUGAGCGGUCGACUGCUUGACGGAGACCACAAGGAACACUGCGAGGAGGACUACGCACAUCUUUACUUUUACAAUGACUGGGCCUUCGCGGCCUCCUUCAUUGAGGAGGGUGAUAUCGUCAUCCUAAAGGGAUUUACUUUGCACGAUGCCCCCUGCAUUGGGGAGGACGAGGCGGAGUUCCCGUUUUUUAUUACGCCAAUCAAAGCUUCCUCAACGCUGCGGGUUUUGCAAAACGGGCUGCAAGAAGACGUCAUGGAGGUGAUGCUGCGGGCGGACAGGCUUGAGUUGCCCUGCGUGCGUGUUCUGCCAAAGACGCUGCGUGCCCCCUUCAUUGCGAACGAUGUGGCUUAG
Molecule: messenger RNA, 495 nt
Organism: Trypanosoma conorhini
Lineage: Eukaryota; Euglenozoa; Kinetoplastea; Trypanosomatida; Trypanosomatidae
Exons: 1
Coding region: 1-495 (164 amino acids)
Source: RefSeq, a predicted model, not a curated record